AUGUGGCAGAGCAGUAGAGAGCUGUGGACAAUUCUGCUUGGAAGGUCAGCGCUGAGAGAACUGAAUCAGAUUGAAGCAGAACUGAAUAAACACUGGCAGCGGUUAUUAGAGGGGCUUUCUUACUAUAAACCUCCCAGUCCACAUUCAGCUGAAAAAGUGAAAGCUAAUAAAGAGGUGGCUUCCCCGCUGAAGGAGCUGGGUUUGAGAGUCAGCAAGUUCUUGGGUCUUGAUGAAGAACAGAGUGUGCAGUUGCUCCAGUGCUACCUCCAGGAGGAUUACAGAGGCACCCGGGACUCACUGAAGACAGUGCUGCAGGAUGAGAGGCAGAGCCAGGCCUUGGUCCUGAAGAUUGCAGAUUAUUAUUACGAAGAAAGGACUUGUAUUCUUCGUUGUGUGUUGCACCUUCUCACUUACUUCCAAGAUGAAAGACAUCCCUAUAGGGCUGAAUAUGCAGACUGUGUUGACAAAUUAGAGAAGGAACUAGUCACAAAAUAUAGACAGCAGUUUGAAGAGCUCUAUAAGACAGAAGCGCCAACAUGGGAGACACAUGGAAACCUCAUGACUGAACGCCAGGUGUCUCGCUGGUUUGUUCAGUGCCUUCGGGAACAGUCUAUGCUGCUAGAAAUUAUUUUUCUUUACUAUGCCUACUUUGAGAUGGCACCAAGUGAUCUCUUGGUACUAACCAAGAUGUUUAAAGAACAAGGAUUUGGUAGCAGGCAGACCAACAGGCACCUGGUGGACGAGACUAUGGAUCCUUUUGUGGAUCGAAUUGGCUACUUCAGUGCCCUCAUCCUGGUGGAAGGGAUGGACAUUGAGUCCCUGCACAAGUGCGCUCUGGACGACAGGAGAGAACUGCAUCAGUUUGCCCAGGACGGGCUUAUUUGCCAGGAUAUGGACCGCUGGAUGCUGACCUUCGGGGACAUUCCACAUCAUGCCCCAGUGCUCUUGGCCUGGGCUCUUCUCCGUCACACCUUGAGUCCAGAAGAGACGAGCAGCGUUGUGCGGAAAAUCGGCGGCACGGCCAUCCAGCUGAACGUGUUUCAGUACUUGACCCGCCUGCUCCGCUCACUGGCCAGUGGGGGAAACGACUGCACCACCAGCACGGCCUGCAUGUGCGUCUACGGGCUGCUGUCGUUCGUCCUCACCUCCCUGGAGCUGCACACCCUGGGAGACCAGCAGGAUGUAAUUGACACAGCAUGUGAGGUCCUAGCAGACCCUUCACUUCCGGAACUAUUCUGGGGAACAGAGCCGACCUCCGGUCUUGGGAUCAUUUUGGACAGUGUGUGUGGAAUGUUCCCUCAUCUCCUCUCCCCACUCCUGCAGUUGCUACGAGCCCUUGUGUCAGGGAAGUCUACCGCCAAAAAGGUGUACAGUUUCUUGGAUAAGAUGUCUUUCUACAAUGAACUGUACAAGCACAAGCCGCAGGACGUGCUCUCCCAUGAAGAUGGAACUCUCUGGCGGAGACAGGCACCCAAACUCCUGUACCCUCUCGGGGGUCAGACCAACCUUCGCAUACCUCAGGGCACCGUGGGCCAAGUCAUGCUGGACGACCGGGCGUACCUCGUGCGCUGGGAGUACUCCUACAGCAGCUGGACCCUCUUCACCUGCGAGAUCGAAAUGCUGCUGCAUGUGGUUUCCACUGCAGAUGUGAUUCAGCACUGCCAGCGGGUCAAGCCCAUCAUCGAUCUGGUCCAUAAGGUCAUCAGUACAGACCUGUCCAUAGCGGACUGCCUGCUGCCCGUCACGUCCCGCAUCUACAUGCUGCUGCAGCGGUUAACAACAGUGAUCUCCCCGCCUGUGGACGUCAUUGCUUCUUGUGUCAACUGCUUGACGGUCCUGGCUGCCCGGAACCCAGCAAAGGUCUGGACUGAUCUUCGCCACACCGGCUUUUUACCAUUUGUGGUCCACCAGGUCUCCAACCUGAGUCAGAUGCUCAGUGCGGAGGGGAUGAAUGCCGGCGGGUACGGAAGCCUCCUGAUGAGCAGUGAGCAGCCCCAGGGCGAGUACGGGGUCACCGUGGCCUUCCUGCGCUUGGUCACCACUCUCGUCAAGGGGCAGCUUGGUAGUACCCAGAGCCAAGGCCUGGUGCCCUGUGUCAUGUUCGUGCUGAAGGAGAUGCUCCCCAGCUACCACAAGUGGCGCUACAACUCCCACGGCGUGAGGGAGCAGAUUGGUUGCCUGAUCCUGGAGCUGAUUCAUGCGAUACUGAACCUGUGCCACGAGACGGACCUGCACAGCAGCCACGCUCCCAGCCUGCAGUCUCUCUGCAUCUGCAGCCUGGCCUACACAGAAGCAGGGCAGACCGUCAUCAACAUCAUGGGUGUCGGCGUGGACACCAUCGACAUGGUGAUGGCUGCUCAGCCCCGGAGCGAUGGGGCAGAGGGCCAGGGACAGGGCCAGCUGCUGAUCAGGACAGUGAAACUGGCCUUCUCCGUCACCAACAACGUUAUCCGGCUAAAGCCUCCUUCCAACGUGGUGUCCCCCCUGGAGCAGGCUCUCACACAGCACGGUGCCCACGGGAACAACCUGAUCGCUGUUCUUGCCAAGUACAUCUACCACAAACACGACCCUGCGCUGCCACGUCUUGCCAUCCAGCUGCUGAAGCGCCUGGCCACGGUGGCUCCGAUGUCCGUGUACGCGUGCCUGGGCAGCGACGCCGCCGCCAUCCGCGACGCCUUCCUGACCCGCCUGCAGAGCAAGAUCGAGGACAUGCGCAUCAAAGUCAUGAUUCUGGAAUUCCUCACGGUCGCCGUGGAGACGCAGCCGGGCCUCAUUGAACUGUUUCUGAAUCUGGAGGUGAAGGACGGCAGCGACGGCUCCAAGGAGUUCAGCCUCGGCGUGUGGAGCUGUCUCCACGUUGUGCUGGAGCUGAUCGAUUCCCAGCAGCAGGACCGCUACUGGUGCCCGCCUCUGCUGCAUCGCGCGGCCAUCGCCUUCCUGCACGCCCUGUGGCAGGACCGUCGGGACAGUGCCAUGCUGGUCCUCCGAACCAAACCCAAGUUUUGGGAGAACUUAACCAGUCCACUGUUCGGAACCCUUUCUCCUCCUUCAGAAACAUCUGAGCCCAGCAUCCUGGAAACCUGUGCCCUAAUCAUGAAGAUAAUUUGCUUGGAGAUAUACUAUGUAGUUAAGGGCUCGUUGGACCAGUCACUGAAAGACACGCUCAAGAAGUUUUCCAGCGAGAAGCGCUUUGCCUACUGGUCAGGGUAUGUCAAGUCCUUGGCGGUUCACAUGGCCGACACAGAGGGCAGCAGCUGCACCCCCCUGCUAGAGUACCAGAUGCUGGUCUCUGCCUGGAGGAUGCUCCUCAUCAUCGCCACCAGCCACGCAGAGAUAACGCACUUGACCGACUCUGCAGUGCGUCACCAGCUCUUUGUCGAUGUGCUCGAUGGGACCAAAGCGUUACUCGUGGUCCCCGGCUCGGUGAACUGUCUGCGCCUUGGCUCCAUGAUGUGCACGCUGCUGCUUAUCCUCCUCCGACAGUGGAAGCGAGAGUUGGGGCCUGUGGACGAAGUCCUUGGACCCUUGACGGAGAUCCUGGAGGGAGUCCUGCAGGCUGACCAGCACCUCAUGGAGAAGACCAAGGCCAAGGUGUUCUCGGCGUUCAUCACAGUGCUGCAGAUGAAGGAGAUGAGAGUGAGCGACAUCCCCCAGUACUCCCAGCUCGUGCUGAACGUCUGCGAGACCCUCCAGGAGGAGGUGAUUGCACUCUUUGACCAGACCCGCCAUAGCCUGGCGUCAGGCAGCGCUCCGGAGGACAAGGACAGCAUGGACACUGAUGACUGCUCAAGGCCUCGGCAGAAGGACCAGCGAGAUGGGGUGUGUGUCCUGGGUCUCCAUCUGGCCAAGGAGCUGUGCGAGGUAGACGAGGACGGUGACUCGUGGCUGCAGGUGACCCGCAGGCUCCCCAUCCUGCCGACCCUCCUCACCACCCUGGAGGUGAGCCUUCGCAUGCGGCAGAACCUGCACUUCACCGAGGCCUCGCUGCACCUGCUCCUCACCCUUGCUCGCACUCAGCAGGGAGCCGCAGCCGUGGCGGGAGCCGGUAUCACCCAGAGCAUUUGUCUGCCCCUGCUCAGCGUGUACCAGCUCAGCACCAACGGCGCGGUGCAGACACCUAGUGCCUCUCGGAAGUCCCUGGAUGCCCCCUCCUGGCCAGGGGUCUACCGCCUGUCCAUGUCUCUGAUGGAGCGGCUCCUCAAGACUCUGCGUUACAACUUCCUGACUGAGGCCCUGGACUUUGUGGGGGUUCACCAGGAGCGGACCUUACAGUGCCUCAGCGCGGUGAGGACAGUGCAGAGCCUGGCCUGCCUGGAGGAGGCGGACCACACGGUGGGCUUCCUCCUGCAGCUGUCCAACUUCAGGAAGGAGUGGCACUUCCACCUGCCGCAGCUCCUGCGGGACGUCCAGGUGAACCUGGGCUACCUGUGCCAGGCCUGCACCUCCCUCCUGCACAGCCGCAAAAUGCUGCAGCACUACUUGCAGAACAAAAAUGGGGAUGGCAUCCCCUCAACUGUCGCCCCCCGAGUUCAGCGGCCACCCGCAGCUGCCCCUGCUGCCCCCUCCACUUCCUCCAAGCAGCCCGCUGCCGACACAGAGGCCGCAGAGCAGAGGGCCCUGCACGCGGUCCAGUACGGCCUUCUCAAGAUCCUCAGCAGGACCCUGGCGGCCCUGCGCCACUUCACCCCGGACGUCUGCCAGAUCCUGCUGGAUCAGUCCCUGGACCUUGCCGAGUACAACUUCCUGUUUGCCCUGAGCUUUACCACUCCCACCUUUGACUCCGAAGUGGCCCCCUCCUUUGGGACCCUUCUGGCCACAGUGAACGUGGCCCUGAACAUGCUUGGAGAGCUGGACAAGAAAAAGGAGCCUCUCACCCAGGCUGUGGGGCUCAGCACACAGGCAGAAGGGACCAGAACACUGAAGUCUCUCCUGAUGUUCACCAUGGAGAACUGCUUCUACCUGCUCAUCUCCCAGGCGAUGCGCUACCUGAGGGACCCGGCCGUGCACCCCCGGGACAAGCAGCGCAUGAAGCAGGAGCUCAGCUCGGAGCUGAGCACGCUGCUCUCCAGCCUCUCGCGCUACUUCCGCCGGGGAGCGCCCAGCUCCCCUGCCGCGGGCGUCCUCCCCUCGCCGCAGGGCAAGUCCUCCCUGUCCAAGGCCAGCCCCGAGAGCCAGGAGCCUCUGAUCCAGCUGGUGCAGGCCUUUGUGCGUCACGUGCAGAGAUAGGGCAGGGGCUGCCGCCCGCCGCCCUCCACCAGCCUGUGCAGCAGCCCCGGGCAGUGGGGGUGCUGCUGGCCUGCACCCCACCCGGGACGAGAGCACUCUCCCGUGUAGCGUGACUCCGACCGCCGCCCACUGGCGUUAUUUUUGUAAUAGAUCAAGAGGUCAGCAGCAGGGCCGGGCAGGCUGGCUGCACGCAUGUGCUUAGGGUGCCCCGAGAGGGGCCUGCUGCCUUCAGCCCCCCCAGGCUUGAUUGGCCUGGGCGUGGGGAGCCAGCGUCACGUCCGGGGCAGGAGUCUUGCACGGGUUUGAAACUGUUUUCCAUGCUCUGUUCUUGCAGUUUUUUGGUAAUACUGUGGUCUAUUUAUACAAAUAUUAAAGUACCG
Condylura cristata (star-nosed mole) is the source of this 5606-nucleotide messenger RNA. RefSeq names its product nucleoporin 188kDa (gene NUP188). The record is from RefSeq and is a predicted model, not a curated record. Gene Ontology annotation, biological process: protein import into nucleus; RNA export from nucleus. Gene Ontology annotation, cellular component: nuclear pore inner ring. Lineage: Eukaryota; Metazoa; Chordata; Mammalia; Eulipotyphla; Talpidae. The transcript has 44 exons. Bases 1 to 5226 code for a protein of 1741 amino acids. Gene Ontology annotation, molecular function: structural constituent of nuclear pore.